AUAUAUAUAUAUCCCGGAGUUUGGUUCUGCGGAGCAGCCAGCGGGAAGCUCGGAGCCAAAUCCUCUUUUGCAAACAGCAGAGGGGCCCCGGGGCUGCCGCGCAGGCUGCACCAUGGAGACAGACCUAUGAGCAGCGGCUGGGGCUCAGGUCACGGCCGGCCUCGCUGCUUGUGUAACGGGUCACUGGAGUCCAGGGAGGGAGGCCAAGGGCGGGAGGUGGCGAACGGAGGGGAGGAAGGCCCUCGCGCUUCAAAGCAAAGCGGUGGAGCCCAGCCCACGGGGUGGCGUUGACAGCUCCUUCCCUCCGCAGAGCGGACCCUUCUGGGCGGUGAGGGCUGGCUGCGUGCUCUGGGUGUGGGCACAGGAAAUGGCUCGGGGCCUCUCUCUGCUGUCGCGCUGCGGGCGGGCAGCGCCCGGAGGAGGGCCCCCUGGGACGGGGGAGCAGCCGGGGGCAGCCAGGCAAAGGUUAGGGAGGGAAGCAGCGCCGGCCCCUGCGGCCAGCCGGGCCGGGCCGGGAGGGCUCCCUCCGGGAAAUGUUUGUAUUCCUGCUCCGGAGGGAGGGAGAGAGGGAGGACAAACAAGCUCUUUCGGUGCCUCCCGGGCAGCCGGCGAGCUGGAGCUUUGCGCUCUGCAGCAGGACCGUCUCCCCGUCUCCUCGCCAGCAUGAGCCGCGCCGGACCUGCCGGCCGCUCCCCACGAAUGGCCACGUCCCCAAGCCUCGCUCUUGGGGUUCUCGGGGACACAGGCAGCUCGUGACCCCGGCUCCGGAGCCAGGCCCCCCCCCACACCCCCCAGGCUCCCGUCUCCCCGGCUGGAGCUGCGUGCUGUUCUCCGUCCGUCCGUCCGUCCGGGCUGCCUGCGCCCACCACCUGUGCGGGCCGUGGGCACCCGCGGGCACCCGCUUCCGGGGGCCAGGAAGUUAGAAAAACAGCCGCAGGGGAGCUGCGGCUUUCAGAUCAGCCUCUGCGUCUCCGCGGGAACCCCCGGGGCCUCCUCCGAAGCACUCGCCAGCUCGGCCGCCCCGUCCGGCCGUCCAGCCGUCCGGCCGUCCGCCCACCGGCUGGCCGGCCGGUCGCCAUGGACAACGGGUCGUGCUGCCUCCUGCAGGGGGACCCCAUGGCACAGGUGAUGCCGCCGCUGCUGAUCCUGUUCUUCGUGCUGGGCGCGCUGGGCAACGGGCUGGCCCUGUGCGGCUUCUGCUUCUCCCUGAAGACCUGGAAGCCCAGCACCAUCUACCUGUUCAACCUGGCGGUGGCCGACUUCCUGCUCAUGGUGUGCCUGCCCUUCCGCACCGACUACUACCGGCGGGACCGGCGCUGGGCCUUCGGGGACGCGCCGUGCCGGCUGGUGCUGUUCAUGCUGGCCCUGAACCGGGCGGGCAGCAUCGUCUUCCUCACGCUGGUGGCUGUGGACCGCUACUUCAAGGUGGUGCACCCGCACCACGCGGCCAACGCCGUGUCCAAGCGCGGGGCGGCCGGCCUGGCCCUCGGGCUCUGGGCGGCCGUGCUGCUGGGCACGCUGCACCUGCUCACCGAGGACCACCGGUGCACGGCGCCCGGCGGGCCGCCCGCGCCCUCCUGCGAGAGCUUCAUCAUGGAGUCGGCCAACGGCUGGCACGACAUCAUGUUCCAGCUGGAGUUCUUCCUGCCGCUGGGCGCCAUCCUCUUCUGCUCGGGCCGCGUGGUGUGGAGCCUGCGGCGGCGGCGGCGGCUGGCCCGGCAGGCCCGGCUGCGCAGGGCCACGCGCCUCAUCGGCGUGGUGGCCGCGGUCUUCGUCACCUGCUACCUGCCCAGCGUGGCGGCCCGCCUCUACUUCCUGUGCACCGUGCCCGCCAGCGCCUGCCACCCCGCCGUGCACGCCGCCCUGCACGUCACGCUGAGCCUCACCUACAUGAACAGCGUGCUGGACCCGCUGGUGUACUGCUUCUCCAGCCCGGCCUUCCCCCGCCUCUGGGCGCGGCUCAAGGUGCCCGGCCUGCGGGCGCCGAGGCGCGAGGAGCUGCCCAUCGCGCGCCUCUGCCGCCAGGGCGGCGCCGCCGCGGCCAGCAGUGGGCAGAGCCGGCCCUGCGGGCCCUGAGCCGGCACCCGGGCGGGCGGACAGAAGGGCAGACAGACAGACGGGCGGGCGGACGGACGGGCGAACAAAAAAGGAUGAAUUCCAGCCAAGGGGGUAAGGGGCUUUGGAAGGGCCGCAUGCCCCUCGCUCCGCUGGAGACGCAGUGCACAGGCUGCUGGGUGUGUGUGUGUGUGUGUGUGUUCGGAGGGUCCCGGCCCGCUGAGCAGGGAGUGGGGUUGUGUUCGUGUCAUGGGACGGCAGUGACAGGACAUUGUGUGUGUGCUAGGUGGAGGGUGUGUGUGUGUGUGUGUGUGUGCUAGGUGGAGGGGUGUGUGUGUGUGUGUGUG
Molecule: messenger RNA, 2402 nt
Organism: Pipistrellus kuhlii (Kuhl's pipistrelle)
Lineage: Eukaryota; Metazoa; Chordata; Mammalia; Chiroptera; Vespertilionidae
Gene: HCAR1
Product: hydroxycarboxylic acid receptor 1
Exons: 1
Coding region: 1078-2076 (332 amino acids)
Biological process (GO): G protein-coupled receptor signaling pathway
Cellular component (GO): membrane
Molecular function (GO): G protein-coupled receptor activity
Source: RefSeq, a predicted model, not a curated record